AUGCAUAGGAGUCAGCAAGGGAGAUUUGUGAGUAGCAGUCAAGUGAGUCAGCCUUCCACCAGCUCAGCAGAGACAUGGGUAGUGCAGCAGCCGAUGCCAGGUGGUCCUGAGGAUGGGAUCAUGUUUAGGCGUUUUGACUGGCCGUUGAUUUCUGCGUUUGUUAAGAGAUGGCAGCCAGAUACGAACACCUUUCAUAUGCCAUUUAGGGAGAUCACAAUCAUGAUGCACAAUGUGUACCAUAUUCUUGGGCUUCGUGUUGAUGGUUCCAUGGUUUCCACUACUCCUAGCACGGACGUCAUACGAGACGCGUGCCAAGUUACCCUGGACAUGACUACGGAAGAGUUGAACGAGAAGUGUGGUACGAAGACCAUUUGGCAGGGUAGUGGGGAGUUGACCGAGAGGAUUAUGGACUCGACCUUGGAAGAGCAGAGGCCCUUUAGUGUCCAUUAUAGUGCCUACAUGUGGUUAGUACUGGGCGGAUGUCUGUUUUUGGACAAUAGUGGUAACUGCACUCAUCAUUCCUUCCUCAACGAGCUUGUUAUUGAGGAGCUGCAAAGUAGUGACUACUCUUGGGGUUCAGCUACUCUGGCAUAUCUGUAUCGCCAGUUGGGUACGGCUUCAAGAAAAGAUGCUGAUUCAAUCGCUGGUUGUCUCACGCUUCUGCAGGCGUGGAUCUACGAGUACUUUCCGUGCUUUCGGCCUCAGCAGGGAACCUUGACGAGGGAGCUUAGUAUUCCUCGUGCGUGUGCUUGGGAUGUGGGAUCGGGAUGCCCGAACAAGAGCAUGGAGCGCCUCCUCGCUGUUUGUGCUCAAUUGGAUCAGCUGACCGACAAUGAGGAGAUUCUGUGGACCAUUAUCAGGCCUGAGAAGGCCAAGAGACCGACGAACCUAAAGAUGUAUCAGGUUGACUUUCCGACCGAGAUAACAUCUGUGAUGUGGACUCGGUUUGUCCCUGGCUCGUCUUUCAGUAUUGUUUUAGGUGCCCUCACCAGACUCGGUGGUGGAGGUGCUACGGUCGCUCUUGGUUACAUGCAGUGGCUGUACCGAUUUUCUCAUCCUCGUCUUUCUCCUGGUGGGUCAUCAGAUGGGAGUAGCAGACUUCCCGAGAGGACUAACACGGACUAUUGGAUGGGUCGGUCCUUGGAGAUUCACCGGAGAUCACUGGAUGAGUAUCCCAGCAUGACGCGUGAAACGAGGGCAAUGAUUAAGCAGCUGAUAGCUGACUGGAAGGCGAUGAUAGGGUUGUGA
Chenopodium quinoa (quinoa) is the source of this 1248-nucleotide messenger RNA. RefSeq names its product protein MAIN-LIKE 1-like. Gene Ontology annotation, biological process: meristem maintenance; meristem development. The transcript is spliced from 4 exons. NCBI's taxonomy places the organism in Eukaryota, Viridiplantae, Streptophyta, Magnoliopsida, Caryophyllales, Amaranthaceae. The coding region runs from base 1 to 1248 and encodes 415 amino acids. The record is from RefSeq and is a predicted model, not a curated record.